Molecule: messenger RNA, 2421 nt
Organism: Cucurbitaria berberidis CBS 394.84
Lineage: Eukaryota; Fungi; Ascomycota; Dothideomycetes; Pleosporales; Cucurbitariaceae
Exons: 5
Coding region: 1-2421 (806 amino acids)
Molecular function (GO): RNA binding
Source: RefSeq, a predicted model, not a curated record
AUGAUACCCGGUCCCAGCCCACCGCAAGAAGCAGAGCACAUCCGCCACCAACAAUUGACGCCAGAGUCGCCCCAGCCGCAGAACGUCCCCUCGCCUGCCAACAUUCCCCUCCUUGUAGAGCAGAUGGACUUGAACUUCACUGGGCCCAUCGACAACAGUAACGGCAGUACCACUUCAGCCUCGCACUACCCUCCGCAAUCGCACACACCCAACACCCUCUCCUCGACGCCCUACUUCGCCGACCAGUCCAACCCGUCGAGCUAUCAGAAUGUACAGCUACAGAGUGGUGGAGGCAGUGCGCCGGCAGGCUUCUUUCAGUCAACAGCGUUCGGUGGCAGCGUGGGUACGCGGGCGGCGCAUGAUACCCCUUCAAUCCACAAUUUCACCCCUCAGCAGCAGUCGCGCGCCGCUUCUGCCAGUGACGCGCCACACGCCUCUGGUCAAGACCCUCACUCUGCGUACCCAUACUCCCAUGACAAUGCGUAUGCUGCCCAGCUAGCGCCAGCCCAGUCUACCCAAGGCACUCACUAUCAGACUGAGGCGCAUGCAGCCACCAGUGUUGACGUACAAGCCUUGUUGGACUCUUUGACACCUGCCACCAACAAUGCGCCUUCAGGCCAAUAUGCUUCUCAAGUGUCUGCGCAGUCGCAGCCCAAUGCGUCAGCUUCUUCCCUGUCUACGACUUCAAAUCUUCCUCCUCGACCUCCAGCGCAGGACAAGUCUGCUACGCAUUCCAACUAUAGUCCGAACGAUGAUAUCAGGUCUUUCCAUCCGUAUAGCCAGAGGCCGCCCACUACCCAGCAGCGUGGCAAUAGUCAAGCACCGCCCUUGAAUAUGCAGAGACAGGACUUUACGACUGUUCCGCGGCCUGGAGUUCAGAGUCCAACUUCUCCAGGCCAAGGUCAGCGACAACUAGCUCAGCGCAGCGAGACACCCGACGAUGAGGAUAUACGGUGGCCACCGGAAAUCAACAGAAAGUACGAAGAGUUCCUAGACCAGGAGAGGAAGUUCGUGACAGAGGGACAGUGGGACCAGUUCCCGAUGGGUUCUCGUCUCUUCAUUGGUAAUCUUCCUACAGAGAAAGUAACCAAGCGGGACAUCUUCCAUCGAUUCUACCGCCAUGGCAGGCUCGCGCAGAUAUCGAUAAAGCAGGCAUAUGGAUUUGUUCAAUUUCUAGACUCUGAGUCAUGUCGUCGGGCUCUGGACGCAGAGCAAGGACAGGCAGUGCGUGGUCGGAAGAUGCAUCUCGAGAUCUCCAAGCCCCAGCGGAAUACAAAAGCAAAGGUUGAACCGCAACCCACCGGAACCCGACGCCGCUCGCGCUCGCCAGACUAUACUAGAGGUGGCACAGGACCAACACCCAGGGAUGGUCGAUAUGGCGGGAGUCCCUUGUCUCCUCGAGAUAGGGAACGGCGUUUUCGCGAUCGGGAUGACUACCGGCCCAUGCGAUCUCCGUCGCCACGCGGUCCUUCUCGAGGAAUGAGGUCAAGAGACAGGAGUCGCGAUAGGUUUGACACACGAUACCGUAGCAGAUCACGGACACCACCUCGAAGACAUCGAAGUCCCUCCCCUCGGCGAGGCUACACCGAGGAUGGCUUAGAUCUACCUCGCAGAUUGCCACAUGAAGUACCCGACAUUCAGAUACUGGUUCUGAAUGAAAGUCUGCCUCGGGACUUCAUCCGCUAUGUAGAAGACGCUUUCCGCUCCCAAAACCUUCGUAGCAACGUCCUCAUUCUUAGCGGUCGGUUUCCUGAGCCGGCUGUUGUUCGAAGGCAGAUUCUCGAGGGAGUGUUGGCCAUUGUGAGACUCGACACGACGGGCUUAUCCAAGGGCAAGGUCAGCGUGCAGAUCUUCGAUCGACGUGGUGGGGCCAAUAAUGUUCAAUUCAAUGAAUAUGCCGACCUUGACCCUACUACUGCCAGUUUGCUUGUCAGCAAUGCUAAGCAGAGUCAGUCACAGCCAGUACAGCCAGUACAACCGCCAGCGCCGUCUUACGGCUUUCCUACCCCGAAUGUACCGCAGUACAGCCAACCGGCGACGACCAACUUCCCUCCUGCACCGACGAGCCAAGCCAAUGUCUCUAACCUCAUCACCUCUCUUGAUCCUGCCAGUUUAUCCCAGCUACUCAGUGCCAUGUCUGGCAACAACAUGCCCCAGAACCCGCAACCUGCCCCUAACCCAGGGUUCAACGCCGACCUUGCUCGCCUACUUGCCCAAGCUCCAAGCCCUGCUCAAACCCCUGGGUUUGGUGGUCCAGCCCAACCAAAUCUGGCCAAUUUGGGCAACCAAUUCCCAGGGCUAGCUUCUUUCUUCGCCAGUCAAGGGCAGCAAGUUGCUCCAUCCGUUCAGGCACCCACCCAGGCUGGUGCUACUCCCGACAUGAAUGAGAUCAUGGCUCAGCUUGCCCAGUAUCAGCGUUGA